Molecule: messenger RNA, 1791 nt
Organism: Colletotrichum paranaense
Lineage: Eukaryota; Fungi; Ascomycota; Sordariomycetes; Glomerellales; Glomerellaceae
Product: alcohol dehydrogenase GroES-like domain-containing protein
Exons: 4
Coding region: 1-1791 (596 amino acids)
Molecular function (GO): oxidoreductase activity, acting on NAD(P)H
Source: RefSeq, a predicted model, not a curated record
AUGGGCAGUCUUUCUCAUCAAAAUUUUGUCCCUCCGACGACUCAGAAGGCCAUCGUUGUAAAUGGCAAGGACGAGGUCGUCAUCUGGGACGAGGCACCAUGUCCCAAGAUCCCAGCGGAUCAAGUCAUGGUUCGCGUUGAGGCCGUUGGCCUCAAUCCGAGUGAUACCAAGAUGAGGGGAGCCUUUGCGACAAAGUUCGGCAUCCUAGGUGCAGAUUUUGCAGGCACCGUGGUCGCCGUGGGAGAUGAGGUUGACAGUAUCACGGUUGGCGAUAGGGUCUUUGGUGCCCAGAACGAGAUGUACGGAACCACGCCUGAGCGCGGUGCAUUCUGCGAGUAUGCUGUGACCCGUGGUAAGAUGUGGACAAAGGUUCCAGAGUCUUGGAGCACUGAAGCAGCUGCAUCUCUACCUGUGGGAGUGAGCACCGCCGGAAUCGCCAUGAAGCUGCUUGGCUUGCCUCUGCCCGGUCAAGGAGCUGCGAAGCCUGCCUAUAUAUUGGUCUAUGGGGCCAGUACAGCAACUGCGACAAUUGCCAUGCAAAUGCUGAAACUUUCCGGUCUCGAUCCGAUUGCUAUUUGUUCCCCGAAGAAUUUCGACCUAGCGAAAAGAAACCAGGCAGUAGAAGUUUUCGAUCGCAAUGAUAAAGAGCUGGCGAAAAAGAUCAAAACAUACACGAAAGGGAACCUGAAAUAUGCCUUGGACUGCAUCACGACCGUCGAGUCUACCGCCUUUUGCUACGCUGCUAUCGGACGAGGCGGCGGCAAGUAUGUGUCUCUUGACCCUUGGCAACAGCAUGCUGCGACUCGAAAAGUUGUCACCGCGGAUUUUACAGUCGGCCCUCGAAUCUUUGGGGAAGGAUGCACCUGGCCUGAGCCCUACAAGAGCGAUCCGUCGGAAGAACUGCGCGUCUUUGGGGUCUCUGUUUGGGAAACUGUAGAGAAGUUGAUCAACGAAGGAAACUUGCAACAUCAUCCGCUUCGUGUUUUAGAUGGUGGAUUCGAAGCAAUUCUGGCGGGGAUGGAAAUGGUCCGAAACAAGGUACUCUCUGGAGAGAAAGUAGUUAGAAAUACCUGUCCAUCCACAGCCGCAAUGGUCACAUCACUGAAAAGAUCGCCAACGCGGGCCAUCCUCUGCAUUCAUGGUGGCGGUGCUUCACCCGACAUAUUCCGUUUCCAACUCGCGGGUUUCCGUGCAGCUCUCAAAGAGGAUUUCGAGUUCGUGUUUGCCACCGCACCCCACGUUGCCGUCCCCGGCCCAGAUGUUCUUCCCUUCUUUGCCGGAAUGAAGUCGUUUUUCUCUUGGUUUCGCAAGGGCGCAACCGACACCGAAGGUGAAGUUGCCGUGUUCAACGAAGCCAUCAAGAUGGCAGUACAGGACUGGCAGCUGGAGAACGAGCACGUCAAAAUUGUUGGUGUCUUGGGCUUCUCCCAGGGCGGGCUAGCAAGUACAGUCUUGCUGUGGGAGCAGGAGGUGGGAUUGGUGCCGUGGCUCCCGCGAUUGGAGUUUGGAGUGUUGGUCUGUUGCGCUUAUAGUGAUGUCGCGACAGAUUAUAUCCGCAGCAAGUCAGAGGGCGGUGACAUUGCCAAGAUUUCGGUGCCUACAUUGCAUCUUCACGGCAGUCAGGACUGCAACUUAGGGCAGGCGAGAAACACUCUUGCAACGCAUUACUCCUCGAAGGCCGCUCAUGUUAUCAACUUUGAAGGAGGACAUCACAUUCCUCAGAAAAGAGAGGAUAUUAUCAAGAUGACGAACCACAUUCGACACCUUGGGAAAAAGGAUAUCAUGCACUAG